AUGUUCGGGAAACCAGACAAAAUGGACGUUCGGUGCCACUCGGACGCAGAGGCUGCCCGGGUCUCGAAGAACGCGCACAAGGAGAGCCGGGAGAGCAAGGGUGCGGAGGGGAACCUCCCUGCCUCCUUCCUCAAGGAGCCGCAGGGCGCCUUCUCCGCGUCGGGGGCCGCGGAAGAUUGUAACAAAAGUAAAUCCAAUUCGGCCGCCGACCCGGAUUAUUGCCGCCGGAUCCUGGUCCGAGAUGCCAAGGGUUCCAUCCGAGAGAUCAUUCUGCCCAAGGGCCUGGACCUGGACCGGCCCAAGAGGACGCGCACGUCCUUCACCGCCGAGCAGCUCUACCGGCUGGAGAUGGAGUUCCAGCGCUGCCAGUACGUGGUGGGCCGAGAGAGGACGGAGCUCGCCCGGCAGCUUAACCUCUCCGAGACCCAGGUGAAGGUCUGGUUCCAGAACCGGCGCACGAAGCAGAAGAAGGACCAGGGCAAGGACUCGGAGCUGCGCUCGGUGGUGUCGGAGACGGCGGCCACGUGCAGCGUGCUGAGGCUGCUGGAGCAGGGCCGCCUGCUGUCGCCUCCCGGCCUGCCCGCGCUGCUGCCUCCUUGCGCCACCGGCGCGCUCGGCUCGGCGCUGCGCGGUCCCAGCCUGCCGGCCCUGGGCGCGGGCGCCGCCGCGGGCUCGGCCGCCGCCGCCGCCGCCGCCGCCGCCCCGGGUCCCACGGGCGCCGCGUCCCCGCACCCGCCGGCCGUGGGCGGCGCUCCGGGCCCCGGGCCCGCCGGGCCAGGGGGACUGCACGCGGGCGCGCCGGCCGCCGGCCACGGCCUCUUCAGCCUACCGGUGCCGUCGCUGCUCGGCUCGGUCGCCAGCCGCCUGUCCUCCGCCCCGUUGACAAUGGCCGGUUCGCUGGCCGGGAAUUUGCAAGAACUCUCCGCCCGGUACCUGAGCUCCUCGGCCUUCGAGCCUUACUCCCGGACCAACAAUAAAGAAGGGGCCGAGAAAAAAGCGCUGGACUGA
Messenger RNA from Nyctereutes procyonoides (raccoon dog), 1008 nucleotides. RefSeq names its product ventral anterior homeobox 1 (gene VAX1). The coding region runs from base 1 to 1008 and encodes 335 amino acids. NCBI's taxonomy places the organism in Eukaryota, Metazoa, Chordata, Mammalia, Carnivora, Canidae. The record is from RefSeq and is a predicted model, not a curated record. Gene Ontology annotation, molecular function: DNA-binding transcription factor activity, RNA polymerase II-specific; DNA binding. The transcript has 3 exons. Gene Ontology annotation, biological process: brain development; central nervous system development; regulation of DNA-templated transcription.